Stylonychia lemnae is the source of this 447-nucleotide messenger RNA. The record is from the annotation of a GenBank genome assembly. Lineage: Eukaryota; Ciliophora; Spirotrichea; Sporadotrichida; Oxytrichidae.
AUGAACGGCUAUUAAGAUGUAGACAUGAACGGUAUCCCUUCUUUAGAUGGAGGGUCCUACGAUAACUGUGGUUACGAAUCAGGCAUAAUCCACGCAGUAGACACUAGAAACACCAAGUGGCAAGCUAGACAGAAUGGAGAGUCAUCAGCAGCCUCCAACAAGAGCUAUAACUUCAAAGACUAUUAGAAAUACAUGAAGAGACGCACUGAGAAGUUAGAUAGAGAACAGCAGAAGAUCAAUCAAGAUUUGAUUAUCAAGUAAAUAGAGUAAGAAAACAAGAAAUGGGGAGCUGUUGAUAAGGAUGACGCGAGACAUUUGCAAAAAGAAGCACUUAAAAGGCAAAAGGAGGCAUAAAAACAAGCAAAAAAUAAGGAGAAGCAAGAUCUGAUGUUGGAAGAAGAAGCCAAGAUUGAGUAAAGUAGCAAGAAGUAAAAAGGUAGAAGAUGA